AUGGGAAUAUCCAAAGUGCAGGUGGCGGUUGGCGACGGUCUGCCUGCGCAACUGUGCCUGCAAUGCUUGCACCAGGUAUCGAGGUGUCAUGCCUUCAAAGAGAUGGUGGAGCGGAAUGACGUCACGCUUCGCGAUCAAGCCAAAGCCGCCGCCGAGAAAGCCCUGAAGAACGAAGAGACCACACUGACUAUAAGCUGCACGGACCAGUCUCAAUACAUCCAGUACAUCGAGGUGCCGCUGUUGAACAGCAACAAUCAGAUAUUGGACGGCUUCUUCACGACUGGGACGGAGCAGACGCAGAGCAGCGAACAGGAGACAAUGCAGAAGGAAGGCUUCGAAAUAGAGAAGGAUUCACAGCCGGAGCAGAACGAGCCGGCCAAAGAGGGAGCUCUGACCAUGGACGAGGACAACUACAUGCAGCUGGUCGUGUUCCAAGUGACGUCAUCGGUGUCCCCCGGCCGCCACGUGUGCAACCUCUGCCACAAGGAGUUCAAGCACGGCCGCUGGCUGAAACUCCACAUGCGCUCCCAUUCAAACUGGAUUAAGGCCAACUGCAAGCAGCCCCCGAUGUGUCCCGUAUGCAAGCGCACUUUCAAGGGCCCCGGGAUGCUGCGCAUGCACAUGCGCACGCACGAGCAGCGCCCCCCCAAGCAGCCCACGUGCUCCGUCUGCCAGAGAACGUUCCAGACGAAGACGCUGCUCUACCGCCACAGGCAGACGCACUUCGAGCAGAAGACGCACCAGUGCAACGUGUGCGACAAACGCUUCUUUAGCGGCUACGCGUUGAGGUCGCAUUUGGCGCGGCACAGGGGCGAGAGGCCGUACAUAUGCUCGAUCUGCUCCAAGAGCUUCUACAACCCGACCGAUUUGAAGUACACA
Messenger RNA from Iphiclides podalirius (scarce swallowtail), 879 nucleotides. The record is from the annotation of a GenBank genome assembly. Lineage: Eukaryota; Metazoa; Arthropoda; Insecta; Lepidoptera; Papilionidae.